GCUAAAUAAGCUCUAUCUUCAAAUUGUGGCUCUCUCGCUUUAUUGCUAUUAUUUUUAACAAUUCUUUUAACCCAGUUUUAAUUAACUUUCUUUAAUUAUGUUCAUUAGGUGCUCUUUUUAAUCGCAUAAUUUUAUUUCAGUGAUUGUUUUCUUCAUCGAUGUAGUUAUCAGAAAGUUGGGACCUUUCAGAAGUGUGAUCAAAAAAAAGAAAAAUUUUUGUCACUCUAGUUAAUCAACAUCAGAUUCUUCAAUAUUUUUACUGAAAGGUUAGACAUGAAAACAUGAAAAUGUUGUCAACAAGGAGAAAAAAUUCAGAAAAGAGGAAAGAGAAAUCUCGUUUCGCUGCUCGAGCUAGACGCAGCCGAGAAUCUGAAAUAUUCAAUGAAAUGGGCUCUCUUCUACCUCUACAUCAAACAAUUGACAAAGCUUCAACCAUGAGAUUGGCAAUAAGCUUCAUAAGGACCAGAAACCUUAUUGACAAGUGUUCUUUAGAGAACAAAUCAGAAGAUAAAAUUUUAUCGCCAGAUGAACUCAACAAACUAGGACCAAUCGACACUCUUCUCGCUGAUACUUUUUUUCUGGUUCUUACUCAAGAUGGACACAUGCCAUAUAUAUCCGAAAAUGUUGAAAAAUAUCUUGGUUUGAAACAAGUCGACCUUCUUGGCUUGACUAUUUUUGAAUUUAGUCACCCUUGUGACCACAGUGACAUACGAGAUAUUCUUGCUCAUAAGUUUGAUUCAAAAACGAUUUCAUUUUUGAUUCGCUUUAAAUGUACAAUCACCAGUAAAGGAAAGACAAUCAACCUGAAAUCAGCUGCUUAUAAAGUUAUCAAGCUCACUGGACACUGGGUUGGUGAUGAAUCUUGCGGUUAUCUUUGUUUAACUGGAGAACCUUUAGCUUGUCCGAGCAAAAUUGACGAGCCUAUGGCUGAAUAUGUAUUUUUGAGUCGACAUUCACCAGACAUGAAAUUUACAGACAUUGAUGAAAGAUUCACUAAAAUUCUUGGAUAUAAAGAGAGUGAUUUAAUUGGCAAAUCAGUAUACAAUUUAUUUCACGCUUUGGACUGUAUAAAUUUGAGUGAAUACUUCAAAACUCUGUUCACAAAGGGCCAAUCAGAGACUGGAUAUUAUCGUCUGCUUGCCAAACGUGGUGGUUACAUUUGGAUUCAAACGCAAGCAACGUUGAUAACAGAUAAUCACACUCAACAGCCUAUCAGUGUUGUCUGCGUCAAUUACGCUCUCAGUGGUAUCGAGAAUCAAGAAGAGAUCAUUUCAGAAGAACAAUGUCAAGAAAGGCAAAAGGAAUCGUAUCAUUUGGUUGACGAGACUAAUGAUGUUUUUAUCAAAUUGGCAGCAUCAAGUUUAAUUGAUACCAGUAAUAAUCCUACUGAUACAAAUAUCAACAAUACAAAGCUCAGUCAAAUUGAAACUACCCAUUCAACUUACGAUAAUCAAGGAUAUAUUGAUUACCAAUUAUCCAGUGGAAUAUUGGUAAAUAAACCAGUGUCAACGGAAAAUCUACUCAACAACUUGGUAAAUGAUCAAUCAUCGACUUGCUCUCAGGUUAAAGACAACCAAUUAGAAGAAGAGCAACCACAAUAUCAACAACAACACUGCCAACAACUGCAGCAACAAACUUGUAACCAAGGGCAAUUGCAAUCGAUUCUUAUCCAACCCUCGCAAGCACCAGCUUUCAAUUCAGCCCAAUCUUUUACACGAUCAUCAACUCCGUUUAUAUUCACACCCUUAGCCGGCAAUAGUUUACCUACUCCGGCUACUGCUACCAUCUUUGCACCUCGCACGGCUGAUAUGAACCCUGGUUUUCUUAUGCCCAUUGGUGAUGAUGAUAACAACUUUGGCUUAACUGUUUUACCGGAUAUUGAAGCUUGUGAUCCCGAACAAGAUUUAACUCAUUUGGCUCCUCAAGCUGGUGAUUAUUGUGUUCCACUCGAGAUUGGUCCUUUACCUUCAUUUGAUGGUUUCUCAAUGGAAAAUAUAUUGAAAGAAAUGGGAUUUGCCUCUGCUGUUGCAGAAAAUUCAUGUGAUCCUCAAGACGAAAUUGUAAUGUCAGGGAAAAGUGAUACAGAUUCUACGCCAACUAUUAAUCCUAAUAUCAUAAAUGCUUCUUCAACGGAUACACAUUUAUCAUCAAAACCUAACGAUAGCUGCAAGAUAAAUGCUACCGUUACCUCAGCAGACAGCGCCAGUGAUGCUGUUAUUAUAAAAAAUAAAGUUAAUACUGUUGAUAAUUGUGAUGUUGAUGAAAAUGAUGAUGAAGAGACCCUUAAUUUUACCGAUUAUCUGCCAACUGAUAAUAAAUUGUUGCCUUUCAUACCAACGGCUGUAGCCGAAGAAGAGAUCCAGUUUUCUUGUGAUGAAGAUGUUGGUUUAACUUCAGAGACCCGUAAUUCAAAGAGUUGUGUCAUUGAUGAAGAUGGUCUUGGUGAUACAAAUAGUUUAAGUGAUUUCCUUUGUAAUCAACGUUUGAUUGAGACACCAAUUCUUGAUCAUCUUCAAUGCACAACGUUAAAAGUAGAUGAAAGGACGAUAUCAAAUAAAACUGAGAUCGUACAAGAGUUAUCCAAAUCAGAUGCAAGCAAAUCUGAUUCUAAUGUUUAUAACAAGUGUGAUUUUACCCCUGAGGAGGAUAUUGAUAAUUAUGUCGAUGCAGAAGAUGAUAAUGUAUCAUCUAUCUGUAGUCCGGAUUCUGAUGUUACCGUUGGCUCCGGUGGAUCUGGAGUAGGUUGUAACAGCUCAACAAAUAACCUACUUUUAGAGAUGAACCUCAACAAGCAUGGGAUCAAUGGUUCUUCAAGUCCACUUCAUAAUGAUCCAUUCCUAAGUUUUACCAAUGGCCUUGGUGGCCUCGUCAGUGACAACUAUCUGUGUUCCCUGUCUUCUUCAAGCUCAUCCUCGAGUUCACCGAGCAAUUUUUACAUCUCGUCCCGUAACACCACGAAUAGCCCUGAUUUCACUCUAACAUCAGUUUCAAUAAACAGAAAUCCAAGUGAAUCAGUAAGCAAAAGGCCUUCUUCGCUGUGCGACUCACCGCCUCCAAGCAGCUGUAACAGUACGCUCACUAGUGAUUUAGAUUUGUGUGGAUCAUUCGCUGCUGAAGAUGAGGACGAAUUUGACUCUCUAGGAGGACGAUCGUGUGGCCGCAUAGAUCGCGCCAUUGAAAGACAUUGUGAUGAUGAAUUUCCUUUAUUACCUAACGAUGAAUCGAUUUGGGAUAUGUUUAUCCACUCUAAUGACAUAAAUGAUAUGAUCAAUAGUGAUGAACUUCUUUCUGCAUCGCCAACUUACUUUGAUGAUCAUCGAUUCAUUUCCAAGGAAAAUACUUUGAAAGGCUCAUCAACAUCAUGUUCUUCAGACUCAACUUCUACCAACAAUGGCAGUAACAAUUUUGCUAAUGAAGGUGCUGAUGGUUCCUCGGAGAGUAACAGUAAUGGUAACAAUGAUUCUUUCCUGUUGAAUAGUAAUUUGGCCAUGUUACUCCAAGGAAAGGAUACACCGUUUAAGAAUUACUCUCUUGCCAGUAAACAGUCAGUAAACCAAGCAUCUUCACAUCAUCAGCAGCAACAAUCUUCAGUAUCACUUGCUGUAGCAUCUCGAAAUCGCUUCCACAAUUACUCGGCCAACUUGCCUAAAACCUCUUCAUCCUCUUCCCCUUCUUCCUCCUCUUCUGUCGAUAGCAACCGAAUCAAUUCCAAUUAUGUUAUAGUACAAAAUAAUCGUUCAAUAAAAACAUCAUCAAACCAUGCUAAUGGUACAAAGGAUAUCAUCAAAUCCGCUCAAACUAACCUCCAAAAUUGUGACAUGAGCAGGAAUGAAAUUGACCAUAAAUCUGAUUAUUUUACACUUGAUUCUGAGAUGAAAAAAUAUCAAACCAUGGCAGACUCAGUUUACUCUAAAUUUGGACCUAAUUAUGUCAAAAUUGCUCGUAAAUUGGCCUACAAUUCAUCAUCUUCAUCUUCGUCUGUGCCACCUCCUAAAAGAGCUUAUCUUCCUUCAAAAAGCUCGUUGGAGAAUAACUAUAAAAGAAUGAAAUUGCCUUCAACACUGCCAUCAAUGCAAGGAACCUCGGUGCUCAUGAACCUUUUGGUUAAUGGAGAAGAUGUAACUAACGGUUACUCUCGAUUCCAGCAGCAAUCACAUCUCAAGAAUAACAGUCUAAAUGUCAACAUCGGCUGAUUAUUCCUGAUUUAAACAAGCCAAACAAGCAACAAGACAAAACAAUUUCUUUCCCUUUUCUCUCCUUCUUUCUCCUUUAAACUUGUCUCCCUGUCAAACAAAAAAAACAACGACUACAAAUCAGUGUGUGUACAGUAAUGAUACAAAAGCAUGAAACAAUUAUAAACAAAAAUUACUGAGUUUUUGUUACCUAGUAAAUGAUAAUAUUAAGUCUAAAAAUUACAAGUUAAUAAGAUAUAAAGUUAAUAUGAUUUAAUGCAAACCGUAACUCAAACAUUUGAUUGUCACUCUUUUCGGACAGUUAAUCUUAAAUUUGACAGCAGAUUGAAAGGAACACGAAAGAAUAAUUUAGGCUUAAAUAAGAACAUAAAAAACUAGUUUCACUUUCUAUUCAAAGUUUUGUCUUGGUUUGCUAACUUGUUUGUUCAACUUCAGCGAAAUAGUUAUUAUUGCUAACACGGAAUUUAACUGCAUAUAGACAUUCAAAAUUAUGGUUUUGGAACUUGAGAUAAUCUAAGAAUAAUUUUGAUAAAAAUCUAGAAAUGAGUUUGAAUGGUUGGUUAAUGUCGUCAGAGACUUCCUUAAGAUUAAAAUAAGCUUUCUAAAUGAACCAAAAUAAACGAAGAUGCAUUGAAAUGAAAAAUUAUUUUUCAAUAUCUACUUGUUAACCUUUUAUUUUACUAUUUUAAUUUGUGAAUCAAUAGAUGCCAAUAUGUGAUGAUUUGUUUUUUGUUUUGUUUUACCCUUUCUUUUUUGCUAAUAAUUGCCAUUAAAGGGGCUGAAGAAACUUACUGAAUCAGGAUCAAACGAGAAUGGAUAAAGUUUGAAAAUUAUUUAAACUGAUGAACGAUUUUUCUUUAUAAUUAACCUUGAUUCUUUUCAUUGUAAUAUUUUGUUUGAUUUAAAAAUUUCAUUUCACAGCAAUUCUUGACUCAUGACAUUAAAUCACAAUUAUUCAAAUCUCAA
Molecule: messenger RNA, 5159 nt
Organism: Tetranychus urticae (two-spotted spider mite)
Lineage: Eukaryota; Metazoa; Arthropoda; Arachnida; Trombidiformes; Tetranychidae
Source: RefSeq, a predicted model, not a curated record